AUGUCAAUCGUGGACGCAGUCGUCGAAUUCGUAGACCGUUGGACACACCGCCGAGGAAUCUUCCUCUGCGAAAAUGUGCAGAGCAGAUCCUUCGACCUUGCCGAACAGAUUCUCGAUUCUGGCGCACUGUCAUCCGCGAUCAGGGGCCUCCGCGCGGUGGUGACACGGCUGCACAUCCGGCAUCACCCAGAUCAUCGAACGAGUGACUCGAUAGCAGCAAAGGAUCCGGAGUCAUUCCUGCGCAGGAUGGUCGAACUCCGCGAGACUGGAUUGUGCUAUGCCCUAGCCGACGACGAACUGCGUGCAUUAUACACCCAGGUCGUCGCCUCUCCUGGCAAGCCACGUCUUCAAGGCAGAAUUGUCUACAACGAGAAGAACUUCACGGUUCCCGGGUACUUCGUCACGCCCUUGCGGAGCAUGAGCCCUUUGCGCAUAUGCAAGGACGCUCUGCCAAGUGUUUGCAGUCUGGAGGAAUUGCGCGAUACUUUUGGAGUUCCGAUUUGGAAACCUGGGAGGUCUGGACAUGUGUUUGCUUAUCGCUGUGCCAAGAAGGAGACUCUUGAGAAGAUGCAGCAGUCCCGCUGGCGCUUACUAUCGAGCUGUGGACAGAGCUUUCAGCAGUGA
This is a messenger RNA of Fulvia fulva, 624 nucleotides long. RefSeq lists its product as uncharacterized. Lineage: Eukaryota; Fungi; Ascomycota; Dothideomycetes; Mycosphaerellales; Mycosphaerellaceae. The coding region runs from base 1 to 624 and encodes 207 amino acids. The record is from RefSeq and is a predicted model, not a curated record. The transcript has a single exon.